Molecule: messenger RNA, 1283 nt
Organism: Xiphophorus hellerii (green swordtail)
Lineage: Eukaryota; Metazoa; Chordata; Actinopteri; Cyprinodontiformes; Poeciliidae
Gene: atp6v0cb
Product: ATPase H+ transporting V0 subunit cb
Exons: 4
Coding region: 146-607 (153 amino acids)
Biological process (GO): proton transmembrane transport
Cellular component (GO): proton-transporting V-type ATPase, V0 domain
Molecular function (GO): proton-transporting ATPase activity, rotational mechanism
Source: RefSeq, a predicted model, not a curated record
UUGUGCUGCUGCGCCGGCUAUUUAUCUCAGGAGUCGUGACUCUCCCGUUUACACUGGUAGUUAGGUUAUUGGACGGUUCCUGGUUUACCCGCCGUUGCUUCACAAGCCCGUGGCCUUUUCCAUUGCCUCCUUUAAAUGAGACAGAAUGUCGGGCGCAACCCCAGAGUACUCACCGUUCUUCGCAGUGAUGGGAGCCUCCGCGGCUAUGGUGUUCAGCGCCUUGGGAGCGGCCUACGGCACGGCUAAGAGCGGCACAGGCAUCGCCGCCAUGUCUGUGAUGCGGCCGGAGCUCAUCAUGAAGUCCAUCAUCCCCGUGGUCAUGGCUGGUAUCAUAGCCAUCUACGGGCUGGUAGUAGCAGUGCUGAUCGCAAACAACCUCUCAGACAAAAUCACUCUUUACAAGAGUUUCCUCCACCUGGGCGCCGGGCUGAGCGUGGGCCUGAGCGGCUUGGCGGCCGGCUUCGCCAUCGGCAUCGUGGGCGACGCCGGCGUGCGGGGAACGGCCCAGCAGCCCCGGCUUUUCGUGGGCAUGAUCCUCAUCCUGAUUUUCGCCGAGGUCCUGGGUCUGUACGGCCUCAUCGUUGCCCUCAUCCUCUCCACGAAGUAACACGAAGCCGCUACAUUGGUCCUUUAAAAGUUGCUGCUGGAGGGGAAAAAGUGUAAAAAAAGAAAAAUAGAGAAAAUAUGGAGGAAAUGAAAUACUGGCUCCAUAAAUAUGGUCUUUUCUCAACAAUGUGUACAGUCGUCCCAAUUUGAUAGUCAACUUGUAAAUGCGCAAUGUAGUGAUUUGUCUGUCCUGUGUGCGUGUGUUUAAAGAAAAAAAUAGAAAUUGUCGGAUAAAGACUCGUUUUCUCCCUCCACUUUCUUCAGAGGCGGCUCUGCUUUUCCCCACAUCAACCUGGGAGCUGUAAUAUUAUUAUUAAAAACAACAAUCACAAGGAUCUGUUUGUAAAAAAACAUGUAUGGACUUGAGAUUUUUGUUCUGCUGAUUUUUAUUUAUAAUGACGUGUUCACUGAACUGUUGAGAUGCAGCAAAAGUCUAAUUGUCCAAGAUAUUAUACAUAUAUAAAUACAUAAAUAUCACUAGGUUUAAUGCACUGUGGGUUGUGAUAAGUGGUUGGAUUUCCUCUUUUUUUUGAUUAAGAUUGCUUUUGGUCUGUCGCUGGUGGCGUGUAGCUUUAUGAACAUUUCUGGUUUUUUGUUUUUUAAACGUCAGUGUUUUUUCCUCGUAGUGCUGCUGCUGUUUGCAUUAAAGAUGUCGGGUCUCGCCGCUGUGAUUUCCA